AUGGAAGUUAAGUUGGAUGAAGACUUAGAGGAUGGAUCAGAGGUGGAUAUGAGUAGUGCAAUAGAUGAGUUAUGGAAAAGGUUUAAGUCACUGGAUGCUGUUGGGAAAAAGGCAUUAAAAAGUAGGGUUUUUGAACUUGCCUUCCCCACAAUGACUUCUAUGUGUCCACCACCUGAGAAAAUAAAAACUAAAGGGGGAGUCAAGAAGAAAGGCAAAAAACCAGUAGGGUAUGGUGUUUAUAGAGACCCUUCGUAUCAUGAGUGUGUUGAUCAAGCAUGUCAACCAUCACAAACUUCGAAGAAAUCUCAACCAUCACAGGCUUCACAAAAGAAAUCUCAACCAUCACAGGCUUCGAAGAAAGUCAUUGCAUCAUUGCAUGGAUAUGGUGAAGAUGGUUGGCCAAUGGUUCGUCCAGACUUGGGGUUGGAAAUAAUACAUAAUGAAAGAUCAAGUUUGUAUGUCAAUUUAUUUACUGAUCAGUUAGCAGUAGUGAGAGAAUCUUUGAUGAUAGAUGCAUUUGGUCCUCAACCACCACAUAAGUGGUUAACUUUACCAGAUAUAGGUUACGUGAUAGCGAAUCGUUAUAAUGUUGUACUUGUUUGUUUAGGAUUUGAAUGCUGGACUUUCUUCCCUAUGAUAACUUCAUUUUCACCAAAUGUACCAUUUUACUGCAUUGGUUUUGUAAACACAAAUCAUUGGGUUCAGGUAAACAUGAAAGAAGGGUUUCCAUUGCCACCAGUGAUAGUAGAUUGGAAGAAGUUUCGUUCUCCAGCAGCAACAUCUUGGAUGCUAGGAUUUGCAGGAUGUCUACAAUAUUGGCAACAACUUAUGCCUAUAUUACCAACGCAUUAUGAAUUAUAA
Messenger RNA from Lathyrus sativus (Indian pea), 861 nucleotides. NCBI's taxonomy places the organism in Eukaryota, Viridiplantae, Streptophyta, Magnoliopsida, Fabales, Fabaceae. The record is from the annotation of a GenBank genome assembly.